AUGACAUACAUAGGAGAAGCUACAUCCUUCAUUGAAAGUGUAGACCCAGACCUCAUGACUUAUACUGAUAUCCAAGAGAUGGCAAAUAAUUUGGGAUAUGGGGAUAUCAAAGAAGUGUUUUAUAAAGUACCAUUCUUAAAUGGUAAUCAUUGCUUCAGAGAGGUCAGAUGUGAUUUAGAUGUUCUAAGGAUGUUUUAUGACUAUGAAGCUCAAAGGGAAGGCAACCUGGUCAAGUUAUACAUUGUUGCACCUAUGUUGAAUCUGCAAGGGAAAGAAAUUUCAAUUUCAACACAUAGUGCAGAAAAUGAGGGCUUAACUUCAACUGAUGAUUAUGCACAAGUUGAAGCAGAUUUUACACAGGUUGAAUUUGAUUAUGCUCCUACUGAUGAGUUGAUAAGUGCAUGUGGAUCAGAUGAUGAUGAGGCUGCAGAUUUCAAACUAGCACUUAGAGAAAUAGCAGUGAAGAAAAGGUUUGAUUUGAAGUUCAAAAGAAAUGAUGGGGAUAGGAUUUCUAUAGUAUGUAAGGGGGGUUGUGGUUGGAAGAUAUUUGCAAGUAAGCUAGACGAUGAGGAUUGCAUAAUAGUGAAGACAUAUGUUCCAGAGCAUAAUAACUACCUUUGGUUUCAUACAAAUGGACAAGCCACAUCUACCUACUUAGCAAAUAAGUAUUUAGAGCAAGUGAGAUUUAAUCCAGGCAUGCCAACAAAUACACUUAAGUGUACUAUUGCAAGUGAGUUGGAUAUUGAUGUGUCAGACUACAAAGUAAGAAGAGCAAAGAGAAAAGCUUUAGAUGUUGUUGAGGGAAAUGAAGUAGUACAAUAUGAAAAGAUAAGGGAGUACGCUCAUUUGAUAUUUACAUCAAACCCAGGCAGUGUAGUUAAAAUUCAAACUGAGCCCACAGCUGAAGAAAAUGUGAGAAAAUUUCAGAGGGUUUUUAUUUGUUAUGCUGCAAUGAGAAAGGGUUUUAAAGAAGGGUGUAGGCCACUGAUUGGUGUAGAUGGUUGUUUCUUAAAGGGACCAUAUGGGGGUCACCUUCUCAGUGUUGUAUCUAUUUAUGGAAAUGAACAAAUGUUCCCAGUUGCCUUUGCUGUGGUUGAGUCUGAGACAAGGGAUUCUUGGAAUUGGUUUAUGUCAGAGCUCAUGGAUGCUGUGGGGCCUUACCAAGAAAUCACAUUCAUAUCUGAUAGACAAAAAGGUCUGGUUGACACUUUUGAGAACAUAAUGGAUGGGUCACACCAUAGAUACUGUGUGAGGCAUCUAUAUGAGAACUUCAAACUCAGGUUCAAAGGGCAACAACUAAAAAAUGAGUUGUGGGAAGCAGCAAGGUCUUUCACAGAAGCUGAUUUUGAUGUACAUAUGAGGAAUAUUAAGGUGUUGAAUGCUGAAGCUUAUGGCUGGCUUCACAAUGUGCCACCUGAAUUAUGGUCAAAAUCAAGAUUCACAUAUCAAUCAAAAAGUGAUAUGGUGAUCAAUAAUAUGUGUGAGAGUUGGAAUGCUAUCAUCCUUCAAGUAAGGGAUAAACCAAUUAUAUACAUGUUGGAGUGGAUCAGAAGACAUUUAAUGUUGAGGUUCCAAAAGAAAAGAGAAUGGAUGGAAUCAAAGGAUGGUUUAUUGUGUCCAGAAAUUCAAAAGAAUUUGAACAAAGUGAAAAGGCAAGCAAGGAUGUGCAAGGUUCUUUAUGCUGGUCAUAACAAGUAUGAUGUUGAAUGCUUUGGCAUUGGCGAGACAGUAGAUCUUGAGAAGAAAACUUGCAGUUGCAAAAUAUGGAAUUUGACUGGUAUACCUUGUAGGCAUGUUGUAGCAUGCAUAUUUUUAAGGAAGGACCUGCCUGAGUCAUAUGUUGAUCCAUAUUAUUAUAGGGAAACAUACUUGAAGGCCUAUUCUGGUUUAAUACAUCCUUUCCCUAUAAGACAGUUGUUGAAAGCACAACCCUCCAACCCAUUGCUUCCACCAACCUUUAGGAAACCCACUAGAAGACCAAAGAAGGCUAGGAACAAGAAAAAUGAUGAGCCCAGUACUUCAACUAAGCUUAGCAGGUCAAAGCAACAGCUGAAAUGUUCAAAGUGCUAG
Messenger RNA from Cornus florida, 2070 nucleotides. RefSeq lists its product as uncharacterized. The transcript is spliced from 3 exons. The record is from RefSeq and is a predicted model, not a curated record. NCBI's taxonomy places the organism in Eukaryota, Viridiplantae, Streptophyta, Magnoliopsida, Cornales, Cornaceae. The coding region runs from base 1 to 2070 and encodes 689 amino acids. Gene Ontology annotation, molecular function: zinc ion binding.